UCCCGCCCAUCCCGCUCCGGGAGGAGAGACAGUGUCCCGGGAGUGGGGGGCCAUGGCCGGGUCCUUCCCCCCGGGGCUAACCCCUCCAAACCGACACCACAUCCCAGGGUAUUCCGGGCACUGCCCCCAGCUCCGGUUCAGCCUAGGCCACACCUAUGGGCAUUUGACUGCCCGGCUGCUGCGGGACCCUCCAGCCUCAGCCCAGCCCCCCACCCGCUUUGUGCUGCUGGCCCCGACCCGGCCUCCGCGGUGCCCUGAUAUCCCCAGGAAGGAACGGCUUUCCUGGCCAGGACAUGAGAGACUUAGUUGCAACCUGGUUCCGGGGUACACAGGCUUUGUGCCCCGAUCCCGGCCCAUCUUUGCCAAGAGCUACAGCCGGGUUUGUGCUCAGGCCCUGAGCGAGUUUACCCAUCGCGGGGUGAGGCCCAGGGAGCAGACCAGAGUCCUGAAGUCACAGCCCCCGAGAGCCGAACGUGUGCCCACCGCGCCCCGCGACUCCCCUUACUCAAGGGAGAACGGGGACCCCGGUAAAGGCUUCGUCUCAGGUUUCACUGGCUUCGUGCCCGGCGCUCGCUUCCUCUUCGGCUCCGGAUUCCCCGUCCUCGCCCACCAGGCUCUGCGGGAGAUCAGGCGUCCCGGUCCACGGAAAGGUCAAGCCGAGCUCUUCCCGCCGCUCGACAGCACCUACCCCGGAGCCCCGGGUGGGCCGCCUCGCUCCAGGGGCCCCGUGCCAGUUGAGGGCCCGGCGGCCCGAGACUGACAAACAGCCAGAGAGGCCGUCCCGACUCAUCAGCCCACCCCGGCACCAAGCCCUGGGGAUCCUGGGACGAAGGGAAUCCACUCACGAGGGAGGCCACGGUCUGAAAUAGGGUGGACACGACAGGAGCGACGGGGACAUCCGCUCAGACCGAACGGUAACAGGAUGGAGGGCGGGGGUGGAGGGGGCCUGGGCGAGACAGGUGGACGGGCCACGCUGACCUGGCUCGGGACUGAAACUCUCAGCCCUGGGAAUGGCUCCCCUGAGGCCCCAGGGCAGAUAUUCCAGUUCGGUCCCACCUGGGAAUCUUAACCCUGGCGCCCGGGCUUCCGCAGGCUCCGGAAGCGGCUUCCGGCCUGAGACCCUAGGCUUAAGCGCUCAGUUCGGUGCUCCGCACGCACUAAGCGUUCGAUAAAUACG
Molecule: messenger RNA, 1177 nt
Organism: Tachyglossus aculeatus (Australian echidna)
Lineage: Eukaryota; Metazoa; Chordata; Mammalia; Monotremata; Tachyglossidae
Gene: CIMIP2B
Product: family with sequence similarity 166 member B
Exons: 5
Coding region: 53-760 (235 amino acids)
Source: RefSeq, a predicted model, not a curated record